GGAGGAUCAGCAGGUGGAGGAGGAGGAGGGUGGAGAGGAGGUGGUGGGAGAGGAGGAGGAGGAGGAGGAUCAGGAAACAAUCCCCUCAGCAGCCAGAGAGUCCUUUUUCAGGCUACUCUAGAUAUAUCGUGUCCGUACAAAGGAUGGGCUCUCUACUUCACGGAAGGCUUCAUAGAGAGCUCCCCUAGUGUGGAGAAGAUCAAAGUGUUUGAGAAAUAUUUUAAAAGGCGAUUUACUGUUUGUGCACAGGAUGAGAUUGAGCGUCAGGGCAGUGUUCUUGUAGAUUAUGCAGACUUGACUGGAGACAAAACCGUACGUGAAGCACUUCCUGAUCUGACCACAGAGCUGAAGGAGCAGCCAGAGGUGAUACUCAACUGUUUGGGAGUGGCCAUUCACCAGGUGUUGACUAUAGAUUUGGAGAAACAAGCUGCUGAGCUGCAAGAGGAAGAGCUUCCUGUCGCUACACCAAUCAUCAACAUCCCCCACAUUAGCGCCAGGCUGUAUAACUACGAACCGCUGACUGCGUUGCGGACGUUACGUGCCAGUGUGUUUGGACGGCUGGUGUGUGUAAGGGGAACAGUGGUCAGAGUGAGCAACAUCAGACCUCUGUGUACCAGGAUGGCCUUCAGGUGCCUGGGCUGCAUGCACACACAGUCACUGCCACUGCAGCAUGGGAAAUACGCUACACCUACCAAGUGUAUCCAGCCGGACUGCCGCAGUCGUACCUUCGCCCCCAGCAGGAAUUCCCCUUUUACUCAUACUGUAGACUGGCAGAUCAUUAAGGUGCAGGAGUUGAUGGGCGGAGAGCAGAGGGAGACUGGACGGAUCCCGCGCACCGUGGAGUGUCAACUGACAUCCGACCUCUGUGACAGCUGCGUCCCUGGAGACACAGUCACUGUGACAGGGAUAGUUAGAGUUACCAGCGAUGGUAGUUCCCGGGGGAAUAAGGAUCAGUGCAUGUUCCUCCUCUACCUUGAAGCCAUUUCAGUCAGCAAUACUAAAGGUAAGCAGUCCAAGUCAGGUCAGGGAUCACUUGAAGAUCGUUCUGGGGGGGAGGAGUUCAGUCUGAAGGAGUUGUAUGCCAUCCAGGAGAUCCAGUCACAGCCUGACCUUCUGAGACUUAUAGUACAGUCUUUGUGUCCUGUCAUCUACGGCCACCUGCUGGUGAAAGCUGCUCUAGCCUUGGUGUUGUUUGGAGGCCGACAGAAACACACUGGCAAGAACAGCGUCCCAGUUAGAGGAGACCCACACAUCCUGAUGGUGGGAGACCCUGGACUGGGGAAGAGUCAGAUGUUGCAGGCAGUGUGUAAUGUGGCUCCCAGAGGAAUCUAUGUAUGUGGCAACAGCACAAGCACCACAGGACUAACCGUGAGUUUAUCUCGAGACGCUGGAACGGGGGAUUUUGCUCUCGAGGCCGGAGCCUUGGUGCUGGCUGACCAAGGCCUGUGUUGCAUUGAUGAGUUUGAUAAGUUGGGUAACCAGCAGCAGGCUCUGCUGGAAGCCAUGGAGCAGCAGUCUGUGAGUCUGGCUAAGGCUGGAAUAGUUUCCUCUCUGCCUGCGAGGACGUCAGUCGUAGCUGCUGCAAACCCCAUUGGAGGACAUUACAACAGAGGCAAGACUGUUUCUGAAAAUCUGAAAAUGGGUUCAGCACUUCUCUCUCGAUUCGACGUCGUCUUCCUCCUCCUGGACAUACCAGAUGAGUCACAUGACCGCCAUCUGUCAGAACACGUCAUGGCAAACAGGGCAGGAAAAGGCAGAACCAGCAGCGCCAUAGUUACCAGGGCUAACAGUGAUUUAGAGACCUCAAUCCUGCUAGAACACUCAGACAUGCCGCUGUCUGAACGUUUGCAGAUCCCUGCAGGUGAAAGUGUAGACCCCAUUCCAGUAUGUUUGUUAAGGAAGUAUAUCAGCUACGCUCGCCAGUAUGUCCAUCCCUCGCUCUCUCCUGAAGCAGCAAAGAUACUUCAGGACUUCUACCUGUCACUGAGAUCUCAGGCACACUCCGCUGAUUCCACACCCAUCACCACACGACAACUCGAGUCUUUAAUUAGACUAACUGAGGCAAGAGCCAGGCUGGAGCUCAGAGAGACGGCUACCCGCAGUGAUGCUGAAGAUGUGGUGGAAAUCAUGAAACACAGUCUGGCUGAUACAUAUUCAGAUGGGCUGGGCAAUCUGGACUUUGAGCGCUCACAGCUUGGAUCAGGCAUGAGUCAGCGUAGCGUUGCAAAAAGACUGGUCAACGCACUGCACAUGCAUGCUCAGAGGACCAAUCAGAAGCAGUUUGACCUACAGAUGCUUCGAUCUAUCGCCAACAAACUGAACAUAAAGGUGGUGGAUUUUGAAGGUCUGGUGAGUUCCCUCAAUGAACAGGGUUUCCUGCUGAAGAAAGGAGCUAAGCUGUACCAGCUGCAGACUGUCUGAUCACUGACAACUGCAACAGACUAAGAGCUGGGUACCUGCUUCAUCCUGCAGACCUCGCUAAAAGGUCAGUGUUCAGGAUAACUGAACUGGGUCUCUUUCUGUCUAAGAGGGGGAAAGGAACUUGAUGGGGAGUUCAUUAUCUAGACUACUUUCACCAAACCUCCACCCAACGGACUGCUGUGAAACCUUUUGAAGAGACUGUAACAACCACAGCAACCGACCAACACGGGACAGAGCAUCUAACUUACUAAAACCUUACAGAGGGCAUCUCUCCACAACCUUACAGCGACCACAGUUUUCCCCACGACCACCAACUUCCAGCUAGAAAGAGGAACGGACUCCAUUAGACACACCACGUCUCUGCUGAACUAAUAUGCAUUUAACUACACACAAAAAAGAUGCAAACUAAACGUGGUAUGGUGUGACUUGGCUGUAAUUGCAUCAGUUAAGUGAGACUUCAGACAUUACUCAAGGCUUCAAGAAAAUGUAAUUAAGUUCCCCACCUGUUGGUUCAAUGAUGUGAUGCCUCACAGAUGCCAUUAUCUUUAAUAAAGAUAUAACAUCUUUUUUUCAGAACUAAAAAAUCCUUAAAGUCGGGUACACUUUACUUUCAAUGUACAUCAUUUUACAGUACAUGGUGACUGUUUCAAACAGUUGUAGUUGAAAUUCUUUUUUUCAAAGUGAGGUCGGUCUUUGGCGCACUAAACGUCUGAGAGAAGUUUGGAUGUACUUAUAUUCGAUAAAUACCUAAUGGGUGACUAUACUACCUCACUGUUGAGUGUUUUGUUUAUUUAUUUUUCCACACAGAUGACUUUGUUGUAAAGAGACUUUUUUGAAUACAGUUAAAAUUAUAUUUUAGAAGUUACUGUUAUUUCUAUGUCACUAUUUCUAUGUCACUAUAAAAAAUAAAAAUCUUAUGUUUAGUA
This is a messenger RNA of Perca fluviatilis (European perch), 3347 nucleotides long. RefSeq names its product minichromosome maintenance 8 homologous recombination repair factor (gene mcm8). The transcript has 20 exons. Gene Ontology annotation, molecular function: single-stranded DNA helicase activity; ATP binding; ATP hydrolysis activity. The annotation marks the transcript as partial. Gene Ontology annotation, cellular component: MCM complex; nucleus. Lineage: Eukaryota; Metazoa; Chordata; Actinopteri; Perciformes; Percidae. The record is from RefSeq and is a predicted model, not a curated record. Gene Ontology annotation, biological process: double-strand break repair via homologous recombination.